Protopterus annectens (West African lungfish) is the source of this 2717-nucleotide messenger RNA. RefSeq names its product somatostatin receptor 2 (gene SSTR2). The transcript has 2 exons. The coding region runs from base 280 to 1398 and encodes 372 amino acids. Gene Ontology annotation, cellular component: membrane; neuron projection. The record is from RefSeq and is a predicted model, not a curated record. Lineage: Eukaryota; Metazoa; Chordata; Ceratodontiformes; Protopteridae. Gene Ontology annotation, biological process: cellular response to estradiol stimulus; cellular response to glucocorticoid stimulus; neuropeptide signaling pathway. Gene Ontology annotation, molecular function: somatostatin receptor activity; neuropeptide binding.
GAUUGAAAAGCUUCAUUUUCUACAUGACUUCACUGUAGGAGACACAGACCGUGGUUGACUUCACUGUAGGAGACACAGACCGUGGUUUGUGACGAUGAGGUCAUGGCCAUCCACAUAUAAGUGCAUCUUUCACUAUGAAUCCUGAAUUGUAGUAUGAACAUCUAAAAAUACUUCUUGGGCAUGAAUGUCAGUGUGUACUGACAUUUGUCCUGAAGAUCCUGUUCACAUAAUGUAUACAAUGAAGAAUUUGCUCUAGUCCCAGGCAAGCAGUUCCAAGCCAUGGAUCUGGAACCUCCAACAUCAUUCAACUUAACGGACUCCUGGAUCUUUUCAACAUUUCCACCAGAGGACCUUGCCACUGAUAUGCCUUUAAAUUCAUCCCAGAAUGUAACUGCACCAGAUUUUGACAUGAUAAGCAAUGCCAUCCUCACUUUCAUUUAUUUUGUGGUUUGUAUAAUAGGACUGACUGGGAACACCUUGGUGAUUUACGUCAUCCUUCGAUAUGCCAAGAUGAAGACAAUUACCAAUAUUUAUAUCCUGAACUUGGCUAUUGCAGAUGAGCUCUUUAUGCUUGGCUUGCCCUUCUUAGCCAUACAGGUAGCACUGGUCCACUGGCCCUUUGGAAAGGCUAUAUGCAGGAUUGUGAUGACAGUUGAUGGAAUAAAUCAGUUCACUAGCAUCUUCUGUUUGACUGUGAUGAGCAUAGACAGAUACAUGGCAGUAGUACAUCCAAUCAAAUCUGCCAAGUGGAGGAAGCCAAGCACAGCAAAGAUAGUUAAUGGAGCAGUCUGGGUCAUUUCACUUUUGGUCAUCAUGCCUAUCAUGAUAUAUGCUGGAGUCCAGAUCCGUCAUGGCCGCAGCAGCUGUACAAUAAUCUGGCCAGGUGAUUCAGGUGCCUGGUAUACUGCUUUUGUCAUUUAUACAUUCACUCUGGGCUUUUUAGUGCCACUCACUGUUAUCUGCCUUUGUUAUCUCCUCAUCAUAAUAAAAGUGAAAUCUUCUGGAAUUAGAGUUGGUUCUUCUAAGAGGAAGAAGUCUGAGAAAAAGGUCACCAGGAUGGUUUCUAUAGUUGUGACAGUUUUUAUAAUCUGUUGGCUACCAUUCUAUUUUUUUAAUGUCAUUGCAGUCUCUAUUAGCAUAUCACCCACCCCUGUUUUGAAGGGCAUGUAUGACUUUGUAGUGAUCCUUACCUAUGCGAACAGCUGUGCCAACCCUAUCCUCUAUGCCUUUUUGUCAGACAACUUUAGAAAGAGUUUUCAGAAUGUGCUCUGUUUAGUGAAAGUUAGUGGCCUUGAUGAUGUGGACCGCAGUGACAGCAGACAAGAUAAGUCUAGAAUGCAUGAUGUUACAGAGACACAGAGGACACUUCUAAAUGGAGAUCUCCAAACUAGUAUAUGACAAGAACAGUCCACUGCUUUCAGAAGUCAGCAUUGCUGUCAUCCCAGAAGUGUUGAUGUUAAAUAUAACUCUCUCGCUGUUUCCUUUUCACUUUUACAUUCGGUGGUUUACAGUUUUUUGUCAAUGCCAAUGCAACACACAUUUCAUUGUCUGUUUCAAGUGAUCAUUGCAUAAUUAUUGUUACUAGACUCCAGAAUGGAAAACUUAAACAUUUUAAUAAGUUCCAACAUGCUUUAUAUCAUUCCUGUUUGAAAACAAGACAUUGAUAUUCAGAUGUUGAUUUUUUUAUUUUAAAAUAGUAACAUUCAUACCAUAUGCUGGCAUUCACCAAAAUCUUAAAAUUUUCACAUCUGGUAUUGAAGCACCUCAUUGCUUCUGAAAUGUAUUUGAAGUACACACUUCCAAAGAUCACAGGACCUAAAACACACAGACAUCUGUGUCCUGUUGAUUAACGACUAGAAACCAGCAAUUAUGAUGCAUUAUUUGGGGAAAAAGGGCUCUUUUAAAUGUUUUAUCAUGCAGUAACACCGACAUUCAUUAAGACACACAGCAGAUUUUUUUUUGUUGUAACCAAAGGCAGAGAUGAAUACUGUUAAAUGUCAUCUUUUUAAACAUGCUAUUUGUUUAUACCAACAAUUGUGCAUUACUCUGACAAGGUUCUGUAUUAAUAUUUGCAUAUUUGUACAUGUAAAAAAUUGUAAUAUGGCAAACCUUCUUUAAAAAUGAAUUCAUCUUGUAGUUCCAUUUCCAUGUCUCCAGAAGAAUCGGCCACAGUUUUUGUGCUUUAUAGUUUACAUUAAGUGGCCAAGCUAUAGUUAUGUAUGUUGAAGAGUGCCCUAGAAUAUAAUUUCAAACAUUUGUUUUUUUUUGUUUUCCUACUAUACCGUUUCAUGACAUCUUUAAAUUUUGUACUGUCAACGGAGAGCUCAUUAGUUAACAUAUUGUAAAAAUGUAGGCUUUAAGAUAAUUGUACAGAAUGUUUGCUUGUGAACAGCAGUAUAGCUGUUGUAUACGAUGUUUUACAGUUAGCCCUAUUGGCCAAGUUGCUAUGUGCUUACAUUAGCUCCAAGGUACAGGUAUUAGAUAGUUUUAUUUCAGCAGAUAUGUAAUAGGUGUUUAUUGUUUAAUGAUGUAAAUUUAUGUUAAUGGUACCUGUUGUAAAAAAAGGCUUCUCUUGACUGUGUUAUUUUGAAACUGAAUUUUAGCUUUGUACACAGAUAUGCUUUGUGAAUUGCCAGCAUUGUAAAUUGUAUUAUCCUUGUUAUGUUGUAACAUUAUUGUGACUGGUUUCUCCAUAAAAACUGUGAAAUUACCUAUAA